AUAAAUGAUGGUUUUCGACAAUAUUUUGAAAUCUGGUUUAAUACGGUUCCUUGUGUCAUCAUAUUUAAGGUUUAUCCAGAUUGGAGGAUGAGCCAGAUGUUUGUGGUUGAACGGCAUCAGCGGGCUUUGGAGUAUGAUCAAACGCCCAGGCGUCCGAUUACAACGUUUGUGCACACUCCACAUGACAUUAAUGACGCGUUUUACGACCAAACUUACGACAAGGCCGCAGCCUUCUUGCGAAUGUUGAAAUACACUACCAACGACACUAUAUUCCAACAGUCGUUGGUCCGAUAUUUGAAACAGAACAAGUACGUGUCGGCGGAUCCCGAUGUGUUAUUUGCGGCAUUCGAGUACACCGUUUCCAAAUAUCAAUUUAAUUUUGGACAAAACGUCACAGUCACCGAAUUCAUGAAACAGUGGACAGAACAGUCCGGAUACCCAAUGAUUAAUGUAGUUAAAGUUAACGACGAGUUUAUAGUAACUCAAGAAAAGUGCCUAAUGGACACUCCCGAUAAGAUAACUGAUUCAACUAGAUGGUACAUAGGAAUCACUUAUACGACAGAGUCGAGUAAAAAUUUCGAAAACUCGUUGGCCACAUGGUGUAAGCCGAAUGUGGACAAAUGUGUUUUGUCGGCCCCAAAAAACUACGGGUGGUUUAUAUUCAAUCUACAGUCCACUGGGUUUUACAGGGUUAAUUACGAUAAUGAUAAUUGGUCAUCAUUGAUUAGACAAUUGAAAGAAACGCCAAAUGAAAUUCACGUACUCAAUCGUGCUCAGCUAAUUGACGAUUCUUUCUACUUAGCAAGAGCAGAUAAAUUACAUUAUUCAGUUCCAUUGAGAAUAUCAUCAUAUUUAAAAAUAGAAGAUGACGUGUUACCUUGGUAUUCUGUAAUUAACGGAUAUUCAUAUCUAAUAGAGCGUAUGAGGCGUAAUGAUACAGAAUAUACAGAUUUAAGGGAAUGCGUUAGUAAUUUGGCAGGUAUCAUUUAUAAAAAAAUCAAAGAUCAAGUAGUUGAGAAAAAAAACACAGAACAUAUAAUUCUCACCAGCUGGAAUACAUUUUCAGUAUGGGCAUGUCAAUUGAGUAAUGAGAUGUGCAUACAAUCGGCAUUUGAUUACUAUACAAGAUGGCAAAAUGGAGAAAAAAUACCCUCAGAUAUUAGAGACGCUGCAUUCUGUGUUGGUGUACAUAUAACAAAUACCACCACCUCGUGGGAACAAAUGUUUGAUUUGUAUAAAACAACAAGAUCACCCUCCGAAAAACAGUCAGCACAAACAGCAUUAGCAUGCACAGAGGACGAUACCCUUUUGUCUAGAUAUUUAAAUUAUAUUUUUGAGACUGAAGAUGGACCUAUUAGAAAACAAGAUUAUAAAGAUGUUUUUAAAGCAGUAUCCACCACGGCGAGAGGACUUGAUGUCUUAAUAGAUUUUUUGGUGCAAAAUUUAAAUGAAAUUAUAAACAAACUAACUGAUGGAGAGAACAUUGCAAUAUUUAUUUACUCAAUAUGUACAUCAAAAGCAGCUCUUGAUUCCGAAAUCAAUAAAUUAAAACAAUUAAAAGAUGAUCCAAAAACACCAGAAAACCUCAGGAAAGCAUUCAAUAAAUGUUACAAUCAAUAG
Molecule: messenger RNA, 1620 nt
Organism: Rhopalosiphum maidis (corn leaf aphid)
Lineage: Eukaryota; Metazoa; Arthropoda; Insecta; Hemiptera; Aphididae
Product: aminopeptidase N-like
Biological process (GO): proteolysis; peptide catabolic process
Cellular component (GO): cytoplasm
Molecular function (GO): zinc ion binding; metalloaminopeptidase activity; peptide binding
Source: RefSeq, a predicted model, not a curated record